AUGGGGAGUUGUGGCGCGUGCCCCCGCGUAGGGGACCGAGCUUUCCCAGCAGGAGAGUUCCAGCUCGUGAGUGAGCACAAGAGCCGCAAUUCCAUGCUUCGGGGACAAGAAAACGCCCUCGGCCAAAUUGUUGCAAACCCCAGAACUCCAAUGGCACGGGAUCACGAGCAUUGGGCGAAACGUUGCGGAGACGCGGGCUAUGGUGGGCAAUCGUCGAGACGGAACAGCCUGGGACUCACUUCGGAACCCCCACACGACGAUAUUGACCGACACCGCUCGCCCGCCAAAUCCCCGGGCCCUCCCCGACCAGGCAACUCGAUUGACCUGACUACGGCCUCCUCCCACAACCCCGCCGGCGCCAUGGACAAAAUUCUUCGCCGUGUGCGCAUGGCUGAGCGCAAUGUUGCACGGCGAACCAAACGCCAGAAAUAUAUCGUCGACGGCGGCAACCGCCGCGCCGAUAUUCGGGGGACUGCCCAAACAAGAGGACACGCUGGUGCUGAGCUUGGGGCUGCUAUCAAGGCCCGGCACGAGGAGCUCGAGCUGGGUCCUCUCGCACCAAAACGCGACGUCUUCAAACCCGACAAGUUGGCCAACUACUGGGGUGCAAUCUCUACCGACCGGGCCACACUCACAACCCCCAUCACCGAUGCGCAACUAGACGCCCGUUGCGCUUGGGCGGGCGGGUCGAAGUUGCUUUGUCUGGCUCGGGGUGACAGGGUCGUCGUCACCGAAGGCCCUUACAAAGGUCAAAUUUCCACCAUUUCUCUUAUCAUAAAGACUUCCAUGUCGGUCGAGCUCGAGGGCAACCUCGGCCUUACCAACGUCCAGGUUCCCUCCUACAUGCUCCAGGACGGCCAAACGACCAUCCAGCAGGUCAAGUCGUACUUUCCCAUCUCAUCCGUCCGGCUCGUACACCCGAUCGAAGACCCGGCGACCGGUACGACCCGCGACGUCAUAAUCCGCGAGCUCAAGCCCGUCCGGGUCAAGCACGACCGGCCGACGCGCAAGGUCUUCUUCUCGCGCGUGGUCCCCGGCCUGAACGUACAGAUCCCCUGGCCCAAGGUGGCGCCGAAUCAGAGAGAAAACCAUGCGUUCGACACGCUACGCCUUGAGGUCGAGGAGCGCACCUUCGUGCCGACGCUCCUGCGCCCGCCCAUGCCCGAGACGGUGCUCGACGAGCUACGCAACCGGUAUUCCAAGUUUCGCACCCGCCACACCCCCGAGUACAUCGCCGAGGUCGAGGCGCGCGAGGCCGAGAAGAAGGCCCGCCGCAAGGGCGCCCGCGUCGACGAGAUGCUGCUGCCCGUGCAGGAGUACAACCGCAAGAUGCGUGAGCAGCGCCGCGAGCGCGGCGCCCCCGAGCUCUCCGAGGAGAUGCUCGAGAAGAUUGGCGAGGUUAUUGCCAAGAACAAGUUGGCCAGGUCACAAGGUGCUGUUGCGCCCGCGGAGGCAGAAGUGGACAAGGUGCAGAAAGCGGUCGAGGAGCUGUCGCUUGGGGGCGAUGUGCAGGGGACGACUGGCGGGGAGCAACCGAGGCCAUGA
Molecule: messenger RNA, 1545 nt
Organism: Chaetomium fimeti
Lineage: Eukaryota; Fungi; Ascomycota; Sordariomycetes; Sordariales; Chaetomiaceae
Exons: 5
Coding region: 1-1545 (514 amino acids)
Biological process (GO): translation
Cellular component (GO): ribosome; mitochondrion
Molecular function (GO): structural constituent of ribosome; RNA binding
Source: RefSeq, a predicted model, not a curated record